ACCAGUCGGGUCAGAAUUAAUCUCUGAGAUAUUAUCCUUGCAGUGGUGGGUGAUUUGUAAGGUGUAAAGCUUUCCUGAAUUCAUCAUCAUCAAUGGUCGAUUGGGCAUCACUCCCGAAGGAUCUCCUAAACCUAAUCUCCAAAUCUCUCGAAUCCUCCUUCGAUCUCCUCCAAUUCCGCUCCGUCUGUACUUCAUGGCGCUCCUCCGCCGACCCGAAACCUCCUCUCCCGACUCACCACCUCCCGAUCCUCCCCGAUAACGGCACAAGCCUCUUCCCAGACUCCGCAGUAGGUUUCCGCCUCUCUCAGCGUAGCAUCCUCCUCAUCGAACCUCACAAACCGCCCAUCAGCCAGUCCGAUCUGUUCGGAUGGCUCGUCAAGAUCGAGGAAGGAGACCUUAACGCUCCUCGUAAGGUGACGCUUCUCGAUCCGAUGAGUGAGACCAGACACUCUCUUCCUGAUCAUUUCCCUCGAUCUCUCGAUAUGUCCAAGUUCAAGGUUCGAGAGUUAGGUCGUGAGUUCAAGCUUCAUUAUUUCAACACGGUUGGUGAUAUUGUAAACAGUUUGUACUUGGAGAAGGCUGUUGUUAGGUACUUAGAUAGUUGCAAGUUUGUGUUGCUUACCAUUCAUGUUUCUGGCAAGUUAGCUGUGUUUACCUCCUGGGAUCGAGCUUGGACUGUGAUCAAUGACAUGCCUUCUCCUUACGAUGAUGUGAUUGUUUUCAAAGGACGCUUCUUUGGUGUUGACAACAAUGGGAGGACUGUGGUUGUGGAUUUUCUGGAUUUGAAGGUUGAAUUGGUUGCGAGUCCCGUGUAUGGUGGUGACAAGAAGUUCUUGGUUGAAUCUUGUGGUGACAUGUUGAUGGUUGAUAUGUAUUUGAGUAUGGAGGAGGUUGAUGGGGAUCCUGGCUUUGGCGAGGAGGUCUUUGAGCAUCAUGCGGUUUUCAUGAAUGAGAGGACGGUGAAGUUUAAGGUUUUUAAGUUUGUGGAAAGAGAGAAGAGUUGGGUUGAGGUUAAGGAUCUUGGUGGUAAGAUGUUGUUCCUUGGGGAUGACUGUAACUUUACUGCGUUGGCUUCGGAUUUGUUACCUUCAUGUGGUGGGAGUUCUGUGUUCUUCAAUGGUAAUGUGUUCAACGAGGAUAACGUGGACGCAAUGCAGGAUCGAGAUUUGGGAGUGUUUGAUUUCAGGAGUGGGAAAAUAGAGCUGGUGCAUAAACUCCCUGAAUAUGCCAAGCUUUUCUGGCCUCCACCUCCUUGGAUUACUUUUCUUGAGAGUGCUGAGAAUCAUCCGGAAGAAACAUCAUCCCAAUCUUGAGAAAUGCUGUUGUGUAAUUUGGGAGUUUAUACGACCUUGGAGUUUUCAACAAAUACGAAGAGUAAUAAUUUCUUUGAUAUUUGUGAGAGGAAGAAAACCCAUGUUUAUGUUUUGUUGGUUUACGAGUAAACGACCCUUUCCAUGUUUCAGUAACUUUGCAUAUGUACAUACUACAUAUAGAAUCUUUCUUUGUAAUCUUUAAAGAUUAUGGAUAUUCGUUGGAGAACCAAACUCUUGUUUUCUCCAAAAUAUUUGUGGACAACACCUCUUAGCUGUAAUAACCAAUAUAACAUCAUAGAGAACCAACCAAUGUAAGGUUUUUUAAUGUGAAAAGUCAG
Molecule: messenger RNA, 1651 nt
Organism: Eruca vesicaria subsp. sativa (arugula)
Lineage: Eukaryota; Viridiplantae; Streptophyta; Magnoliopsida; Brassicales; Brassicaceae
Source: the annotation of a GenBank genome assembly